This is a messenger RNA of Onychomys torridus (southern grasshopper mouse), 8901 nucleotides long. RefSeq names its product family with sequence similarity 186 member A (gene Fam186a). Lineage: Eukaryota; Metazoa; Chordata; Mammalia; Rodentia; Cricetidae. The transcript has 10 exons. The record is from RefSeq and is a predicted model, not a curated record.
AUGUUUGCCAAAAGGCAAAGUGAUGGCAAUGGUGAGUCCGACUCAGACAACGAAUUCAAGGAUGGUGCCAUGGUGAAAAGAAAGUCCCAAGGCGGUCAUGAGGAUCCAGCGACCAGUAAACUCGAAAUGCCACUAUCAGUAAAAGCAGUCAUCAAUAAGAUUGAGCAAGCGCAGCUCCUUCGGGCCAAAGAGGCUAUUCUCUCACGGCUGAUCGAAAUAAUGAGCAAAGUGGAGCUGAUAAUGACACGCUAUGCUAUUGACAUCACCUCUCCUGGGAAGAGAGGCUCCAUCUCAGAAAACUAGAGAAAGAAGAGAAAGGUUUUCUUAGAGAAGAUAGCUGCUCAUGUUAAGAGUAUUGAUAUCAGAGAAAAGAUUCUCACCAAACUUCUGUCCUGGCUAGAAGAAUGGAAUUUUGUGCUGUCGGAGGUGGCUGAGAUUGAUGUUGAUGAAUACCACCACUGGAUUGCGCAGAUGGAACUACUGCCAGAAAUGGUGAAGGAGAUGGACAGCAAUAUCAAUACUCUCUGUCAGAUCACCACAUUGCUCUUAGAAGAAAGGAAGAGACAAAAGAAAAAGUUAGUGACUAGAGGUACUCUCUGGAAAGCUUGGAAGGAGCGCGUUAUAAAGCGGCCUGCAGUAGCCCACGCUUUAAGACCGGAUCAGAUGAUUUGCGACCAACUUGCAUUAAAUACUAAGGUUUCAGAAAUUCAAGACAUGCUCCAGGAACUCAUCAGCUCAGCCAUGUUAACCAAACUGGAAAACAACGCCAUUAAAUACAUAUCAUCAACUAUGCUGAACCUUUCCAAAGCCUUGAAUACAGUCAGUGAUGAGCUGAAACUUAUGAACCUUCAAGUUACCAACGUGAGUGUGAGUGAAGAAAAAGAGACAGAAAAAGACUUCUUCCAGAAGGUCUUCCAAGAACUCAGUAAAGAAAAUGAAAUGCUUCACCAGAAACUUAGAGAUUCUGAAGAAAAGUGUGACCAACUUAUUCGAAUAAAAAAUUUUCUAGGACGCCAGCUAUUGGUCCCAACUACAAGCUUGAGAAUGUUAGUUGUAGGGUCUCCACAGGCACCUGUAAGCACAGAUGUCAAUGCAGGGGAGAUUGACAGUCUCUUAAACAAAGAGCUCGAAAAGAUUAUAGAUGAGUCCCAAACGAAGGGUGUCAGAACCACUGCAAUAAAGUGGGACUCGAGUAUGACAUAUGUUGCCCAAGGUGAAAUGACUCUAGAUGUGCCUAAGCAGCAAGCUGAAGAUAAGGUUGAUCAGGAUCAGAAAAAGCAGCUCCCCCCAGUCCCAAUACCAGCUGAGACCUGGGACACAAACCUGGAGAAAGAGGAAAAGAAAGUCGUGGAGGUAGUAUCCAGUCAGUUUUCCGAUCUACAAGCACUGGACAUGAAGAGAAAAGACGGGAAAUCACAGGGCCAGGAAGUCAAAAGUGGAGCGAGUAGCCUGUGGGAACGAUUCAAGAAGGGCAGAUCGGAGCACUCACUUGGAAAAAGCCCAGCUUCAUCAGAGAUUAAAAUAGUACCCCCUGUUAAGCCAAUGGACAAAGAAUCCAAGGCUGAGGUAGAACAAACCAAGGCAAGCCAGCCUGAGAGUACCCCAGAGCUACCCAAAACAGAAACAAAGGGGAAAAAACCCGUACCAGGAAAAACUGAAGAAAUGCCAGGCACCACAAGACAGCAGCCAGGUAAAUUCCAACCCAAGACGCCUAAGCAGACCCCAGUAACUCCUGAGGCCAGAAGUGAACAAAAUUACCUAGAAUCAUUUCAAAAAGCCAUAUUGGCUUUCCUACAAGAAAAAACGAAUAAUGUAGGAAAGGCUUUUGAUCCAAAGAGUAUACAGGAGGAGGAGAAAUCAUUGGAAAGAGCAGAAGUUGAAAAAUUAUAUCUCAUAAAGGCAAAAACGGAGGAAUAUGUCCAAAGAGUGGCUGAAACUGUGACUAGAACUGUGAGGGCAUACAAAGAGGCGAGGAGAAAACAGCUGAGCAAACCAAAGACACCCACGGUUUCACCGCAGUUGUUUGCUAGGCAGGGGUUCAUCAGUGCCAAGUCCGACCUCGCCAGCUUUCUCUUAAGUGAGAUGACAGACCCAGUGGUCAGGGCACUAACACAAACACUCUUAGAUGAACUGGAGAGCGAGAAGGACAGUGUGACAGUCUCAACAGCAGGCCAAGACCACAAGGACAAGAGGCAGGAGUGGCUGAAACUGGAGGGGGAGGCCGGGAAAGAAGAGCACAGACUUCAGAAACAGGUCGAGCCAAAGUACAGGGCCCGGGAGAAGGCAGCAGAGCUGGAAGAGUGGAGACCGGCGACGGAAGCGCCCGACGUGAGCUGGGCUCAGGACCUGAGGGAGAGGGAGGACAGAGACAAGGAGAAGCUGAAGGUGGUGAGAGAUGGAGAAGAUGGUCAGAAGCUGAAAGGAAGCAAAGCAAAGCUGGCCAAGAGUGACUCAAAGUCUAAAGACCUUUUCAAAACCUUCACCCAGAGCGCUAUGGUCUUAACGCCCAGGUGGAUGAAAACCCUGAAACCCCAGACGAGCCAAGUACAGUUAUUCCAAGUGGAUCCGAGAGCCAUGGAAAGCCCUGAUGAGAAGCAGCCCUUCUCUUCCAGGACCCUCCUGGUUUCUGCAGAGCCCCUCCCAGUGCCCAUCCCUGAGCAGGCCCAGAUAGUAGAUCCUAAGAUGUCCCCAGUUUCAAUGGUAUCUUUCACCCCUGAGCGGACACAGGUUUGGGGUGGUCCUCCUAGUCAUGACCCCAUGACAGAGGUACAGAUCCCUCCUCCCACAGCAAAGCAGGAACAAGGUCUGAUGGCUCUUAGGACCCUUCAGCAGGCACUGACUUCAGGGGGGGCUUUCUUAUCAGGAAAACCCCAGGCGAGGCAAAUCCCCCAAACUGCUGAACAAGUACCAAUAUCUGGGGUCACAGGGACCCAAAGAGCAGUUCUACCUCUCCAGCAGAUCCAAGGAAAAGACAUCACCUCUCAGCAGGCCCUGGAUCAAGGGAUUGCCCCCACCCCUGAGCUAGCCAAAGAACAAAGGAUCACACUAACCCCCCAGCAGGCCCAGGCCCUGGGCAUCAUUCUUACGCCUGAGCAAGCCAAAGCCCAGACCAUCAGUCUGACCCCUCAACAGGCCCAGAGCCUAGGGCUCACUCUCACGCCUGAGCAGACCAAAGAAAGGCAGAUCAGUUUGACCCCCCCACAAGCUCAGGGCCUGGGGAUAACACUCACCUCUGAGCAGGCUCAGGCCCUGGGGCUCACUCUCACCCCUGAGCAGACCAAGGCACAGAGGGUCAGUCUGACCCCUCAACAGGCCCAGGGCCUGGGAGUCUCUCUCACCCCUCAGCAGGCCCAGGCACAAAGGAUUAAUCUCACUCCUCAGCAGGCCCAGGCCCUGGGGAUAGCAAUCACCCCUCAGUUGGACCUAGCACAGACAAGCAUUUUAACCCCUCAGCUAGCCCAAGCACAGCAGAUCACCAUCACCCCAGAGGAAGCCGAGGACCUGGGGAUUAUUCUCACCCCUCAGCAGACCAAGGUUCAGGGGAUCAGUCUGACCCCUGAGCAAGGCUGGGCUCUUGGGAUGGCUCUUACCCCUGACCAGGCCCAAGCACAGGGGAUUAUUCUCACCCCUCAGCAGGCCCAGGCCCUGGGGCUCACUCUCACCCCUCUACAGGUCAAGACUCAGAGGGUCUGUCUGAGUCCUGAGCAGGCCCAGGCCCUAGGGAUAACAAUCACCCCUGAGCAGGCCCAGGCCCUGGGGAUAGCAAUCACCCCUCAGCUAGCCCAAGCACAGCAGAUCACCAUCACCCCAGAGGAGGCCAAGGACCUGGGGAUUGCUCUCACCCCUCAGCAGGUCAAGGUUCAGGGGAUCAGUCUGACCCCUGAGCAAGGCCGGGCUCUUGGGAUGGCUCUUACUCCUGAGCAAGCCCAAGCACAGGGGAUUAUUCUCACCCCUCAGCAGGCCCAGGCCCUGGGACUCACUCUCACCCCUCAGCAGGUCAAGGCUCAGAGGGUCUGUCUGAGUCCUGAGCAGGCCCAGGCCCUAGGGAUAACAAUCACCCCUGAGCAGGCCCAGGCCCUGGGGAUAGCAAUCACCCCUCAGCUAGCCCAAGCACAGCAGAUCACCAUCACCCCAGAGGAGGCCAAGGACCUGGGGAUUGCUCUCACCCCUCAGCAGGUCAAGGUUCAGGGGAUCAGUCUGACCCCUGAGCAAGGCCGGGCUCUUGGGAUGGCUCUUACCCCUGAGCAAGCCCAAGCACAGGGGAUUAUUCUCACCCCUCAGCAGGCCCAGGCCCUGGGGCUCACUCUCACCCCUCAGCAGGCCCAGGCCCUAGGGAUAACAAUCACCCCUGAGCAGGCCCAGGCCCUGGGGAUAACAAUCACCCCUCAGCUAGCCCAAGCACAGCAGAUCACCAUCACCCCAGAGGAGGCCAAGGACCUGGGGAUUGCUCUCACCCCUCAGCAGGUCAAGGUUCAGGGGAUCAGUCUGACCCCUGAGCAAGGCCGGGCUCUUGGGAUGGCUCUUACCCCUGAGCAAGCCCAAGCACAGGGGAUUAUUCUCACCCCUCAGCAGGCCCAGGCCCUGGGACUCACUCUCACCCCUCAGCAGGCCCAGGCCCUAGGGAUAACAAUCACCCCUGAGCAGGCCCAGGCCCUGGGGAUAGCAAUCACCCCUCAGCUAGCCCAAGCACAGCAGAUCACCAUCACCCCAGAGGAGGCCAAGGACCUGGGGAUUGCUCUCACCCCUCAGCAGACCAAGGCUCAGGGGGUCUGUCUGAGUCCUGAGCAGGCCCAGGCCCUAGGGAUAACAAUCACCCCUGAGCAGGCCCAGGCCCUGGGGAUAGCAAUCACCCCUCAGCUAGCCCAAGCACAGCAGAUCACCAUCACCCCAGAGGAGGCCAAGGACCUGGGGAUUGCUCUCACCCCUCAGCAGACCAAGGCUCAGGGGAUCAGUCUGACCCCUGAGCAAGGCCGGGCUCUUGGGAUGUCUCUUACCCCUGAGCAAGCCCAAGCACAGGGGAUUAUUCUCACCCCUCAGCAGGCCCAGGCCCUGGGACUCACUCUUACCCCUCAGCAGGUCAAGACUCAGAGGGUUUGUCUGAGUCCUGAGCAGGCCCAGGCCCUGAUGAUAACAAUCACCUCUGAGCAGGCCCAGGCCCUGGGGAUAGCAAUCACCCCCCAGUUGGCUCAAACACAGACAAGUAUUUUCACCUCUCAGCUAGCCCAAGCACAGCAAAUCAUCAUCACCCCACAGGAGGCCAAGGACCUGGGGAUUGCUCUCACCCCUCAGCAGGUCAAGGUUCAGGGGAUCAGUCUCACCCCCCAGCAAGGCCGGGCUCUUGGGAUGGCUCUUACCCCUGACCAGGUCAAAGCACAGGGGAUUCUUCUCAGCCCUCAGCAGGCCCAGGCCCUGGGGCUCACUCUCACCCCUCAGCAGGUCAAGACUCAGAGGGUCCGUUUGACCCCUAAGCGGGCCCAGGCCCUGGGAAUAGCAAUCACCCCUCAGCAGGCCCAGGCCCUGGGGAUUACUCUCACUCCCAAACUAACUCAGCCACAGGAAAUCAGCCUCAGUCCAGAGGAGGCCCAGGCCCUGGGGCUCACACUCACCCCUCAGCAGGCCCAGAUACAGAAGAUCUUUCUCACCCCUAAGCAGGCCCAAGCUCUGGGCAUCACUCUUACACCUGAGCAAGCCAAGGCACUGAAGAUUAGUUUGACCCCUCAGCAGGCCCACGUCCUGGGCAUCACUCUCACCCGUGAGCAGGCCAAGGCACAGAGAAUCAGUCUGACACAUGAGCAGGCCCAGGGCCUGGGGAUCACUCUCUCCCUCCAGCAGGCCCAGGCCCUGGGGAUAGCUUCUACCCUUAAGCAGACAGCAGCCUUUGGAAUCACUCUUACCCCUGAGCCAGGCAAGGGAAAAGAGGUCAGCCUGACCCAGGCGCAAGCCUUGGCCCUGGAGAUCAGUCCCACCCCUGAGCAGACCCACAUCUCGGAGAUCUUUCUCAGUCCACAGCAGGCCUGGGACCUGGGAAUCACUCUUACCUCUAGGCAAGCCAAGGUACAGAAAAUAUAUCUCACUCCCGAGCAGGCACAGGCCCUGGGAGUCACUUUCACCCCUGAGCAGGCCAAGGAAUGGAAGAUCAGUCUGACCCCUGAGCAGGCCCAGGCCCUGGGGAUUACUCUCACCCCUGACCAGGCCAAGGUACACAGAAUCAGUCUGAACCCUGAGCAGGCAGAAGCCCUGGGGAUUACUCUCACCUCUGGGCAGGCCCAGGCCCUGGGGAUCCGUUUCACUCCUUCACGGUUCCAGACACCCAAGGGUAUUCCUUUUCCUAAGAAACUCCAGGGUUUGGAUGCUCCGUUAACCUAUGAACAGGCAGCAGCGUUAAAGGGCCGCCCUAUUACAGAGCAAAUUCAAAUCCUGAAAAUCCCUAUUACCCCUGAGUCUAUCCAGACACCCAAACCAGCUGUUGCCUCUAAACAGACCCAGACAAUUGAAAUCCCACUAACUCCUCAACUGUCCCCAGCAUUUGGAAUUCCACUUCCACAGAGGCAGGGUAAAGCAUUGGGCAUCACUCUCAUGCCAGGGCAGACCCAGGCAUUCGAGCAAGUCCAGGCAUUGAAGCCUCCCCUUGCAUCCAGGCAGGCCCCGUUGCUGGGCCAAUUUGGUCCAGGAGAGACACAAACACUAAUGUUCACAAUAGCACUUGAGAAAGCCCAGAAUUUGGGUGUCAUUUUUACCCAGGAACAAAGGCAGGCAGCAUCUAUCACCCUCACCUCUGAGCAGGUGGCAGCGUUAGAAGACGCACUCACUGAAGAACUGGCCUGGACAUGGGGGCUUUUAACCGCACCAGAAAAGCCGGCUACAUUGGUUCCUUCCCCUGACAGACUGUUUCCUGCAUCUACUCCAUUGCAGAAAUUGAAGUCUUUGAGCCAAGCUCCAUUUUCCCCUAGGACGAGCCUAGCAGUGAGCCUUCUUCCUGACUCUGAGAAGCUUGAAGAACCACGCAUCUCUCCCACCUACAGACAGAUUCUAGCAGACAGAGGUCAAGUCACACCCACACAGCUUUUAACACCAGAAGCUACCCUAAGGCAGCUCCCAACACCUGAGGCUCCUUUUACUCCAGGGCUGCCCCUUGGUCAUUGGCAUUCCGUCAAACCUAGAGACACCGGGCCAUCUCUAAUGCCGGAAACCUACCUCACCCACAGAAGACCAACACCACCUCUAGUAUCUGGAGCCCCACCCACCUCUGGAGAGAUUCCAGGUCUCCUUGGUCCUGGAGGCUCUGCUGUCCCCUUCCAGCCUCCGGCCAUCCAUGACCAAGCUUCCUACAUGCAGACCUACUCUACCCCUGGACAGCCAAUGCCAUCACUGAUCAUUCCUGAACAAGGAAUCUCUGUAAGAACUCCUGUCUCAGUGCAUGCGACCACAGCAGAGGCUCUCCCAGUCCCUGGAAGACCUCAGAGAAUUUCUCCCUCUUCAGUCUCUCAGAAAAGGCCGGUAGCUGUCUCCCCUCGAAAACCUGAAUCAAUCAGAGCUCACCCAAGUGCUGCUCUGGGCUUUGAGGUCUCUCAGGCUCUCUUCCCUACAGAGAAGAUCCAAGUAUCAAAGUUUUCUGACAUUUUAGAAGAAACUCGGGUACUCCAAGAUUCUUCUGACAUGAAAUCACUUGGAGUGUUUCAGCCUCAUGUCACUAGUUCCAGGAUACCAGGAUCGAAGGCCCAUCACGUUGGUGAGAAAGCCCCUUUGGCGCGGGAGAAAUCAAUAGCAUCACUACCGUCUCUUACCACUCAAAUCUCCCAAACAUCCCAGACCAUACCUUCUGAAAGGGGCCAAAGACCACGGCUCCCCCCUAUUGAUGAGCCCUGGAUAUUAUCCCCAGUUCCUGGCACUAGGAAAGCCAAGAUGGUGGGGUCCCCCCUCACUGCCCAGCACCACGAAGACAGAUACUUUGUUGAUGUGGAGGCUCAAAGGAGGAAUCUGGCUAUAUUAAAUCAGGCUGUACAAACUGCUGGACUCCCUUCACAGUACCACACAAUUGCCAGGAAUCUCAUAAUUGAAUUACUUCAUCUGAAUACAGUUCGGCUGGGGUAUCUGUCCCGAAAAUAUGUUGCCUAUAGGCUGAUCCAGCUUGCCAGAAACAACGUAAUCAAACGACUAAGAGCCAUCCAGAAUACUGGGAAAGGGUAUGAGACUCAGAACCUCUUUACCAUGCUGGACAGAAUUGAUCACUACCAGAAGAAGGUGAUGUGGUUCUGGACUGAAAAGCAGAACCAGUUAGAGCAGAGGCGGAAGCAUUGUCUGUGGUCCAUGAUGCAGUUCUUCAGCCAGCUUGAAAGAGUGUUUAAACUGAAUCUUAGCCAGCCUGUGCCCUUGCUCUCUGACCUUAAGCAGAUACCUGAUCUUCCCAAAUUUCAACGGCCAGUCUUGGAGUUAUUCAUUGAAGACAAAAAACCUGACAUUUUCAAAACAUUGGGGUAUGUACAAGCUCAGAUGGAGGCCAUCUGGAAUGCUGACCUGUCCACUUCAAGCUACCCGAUAACAGAGAAGACAUCUCUGAGUACGCUCUGGGCCCAGCUGGGUGGGUACCCAGAUAUUCCCAGACUGCUGGAGUUAGAUAUUCAGUCGACCCUCAGAAAAUCUCUUGCUUCCAUCCGGUCACACCCUGAUAUCACUUACCAAUACUUACAUGAAACGCUUCAGAAUUCCUUUCGUUUGAUAUUUCACUUUGGGAAAUGGCACGGUCACAGGGCGGAGGAGAAAGAAUCUGAGGGCUGGAUGGCCAAAUGCUAUGCCUCCUCAUGGUCUCUACAACUCCGAAUAUCCCAAGUGCAGGAGCGGAAUGCUCUAGCCGACACUGUUGAGAAGUUCGAGUCCACUCUCGAGAGUGUGCUACUUCUCUGA